AAUGUUAAAUCCAAGUUCAACGAUAUCUCUGAAAAAAAAACAGAGUUUACCACUUAUUAUCGCCCAUAUAAAGAGAGUUGUUGAAGAAUCGUUGAAACUGCCUCUAUAUCCGCCAUUUUAUAUUUCGCAUACCCGUUUCUACACUGCUGGGGGUCUGGGUUUUCCUUUUGUAAGGUAUACUAUUAUUUAUCACAUCGUUUUUGGAGUCUUCGAUCGAGGAAUUACUGUUUACAAGAAAGAUAACAUGACGAAGAAUAUGUUUAGUGAAUCCAGAAAUUUAGAUUCUGGUAUUCACUCCUUAUCCGAAUCUGGGGUAUUUUUUUCGAAAGAUACCUCUAGUAUAAGUGGUAGCGUCUGCUUGACAGAAGAGGAAGGAAAGGACCAAGAAAUGAAAGCUGAAAUGCUAAGACACCUUAUGCCAUUUCGAACAGCAGAGGAAAAGACCUCCUUUCUCUUCAGACCUAAUACAGAUGGUGAUACUAAGUUGCAUUUGGCUCUGAUUCAUGGAUAUCCAAGUCUGUGCUUAGACAUCAUCGAAUAUGCUAAGUCAGACUUGGUAUUGAAUCACCGAAAUAAUGAAGGUAUAACGGCACUUCACCUGGCAGUUUAUCAAAAUUUUCCCAAAGUCAUUAGAAAGCUUAUUAUUAGGGGAGCAGACCAGUCAAUAACAGACCAUAAUGGAAAUACACCCUUACACAUUUGCUGUAAAAAAGGUAGUGCGGAAUGCGUUACAGAGUUAAUCAAGCCCCUAAGUAGUUGGAAUAGAAAAGGAGGUUUAUUAGAUCAGAAUCGAGUAAACUUAUGCAAAAUUGCGGGAAUAAGAAAUUUUAAUGGAUUAACUUGUCUUCACGAGGCUGUUUUAGAAGGAAAUUUUGAGAUCAUAAAGACUUUAUUGGAAUACGAUGAAUUUCAAAGUAUAAUAAAUAAUCCCGAUUGCAAAUCAGGAAGAACAAUCCUUCAUUUUGCUGUCGAAUCCUCUUCGAAAACAUUUAACAAACAUAUUUUAACAUAUAUCUUAUCUCGAGGAAAUAGUGUUGACUUAGACGCUAUCACAUUUUCUGGUUAUUCACCUAUAGAUAUUGCGUCUGGUCUUAACAAUACAGAAGCUGUAAAGAUAUUGGAAGAAUAUAGAGAUGAAGGAUUUGAGAAUGUUGAAGAAAAUUUUCAUAAUUUGAAAGUAUAA
This is a messenger RNA of Dimorphilus gyrociliatus, 1183 nucleotides long. The record is from the annotation of a GenBank genome assembly. Lineage: Eukaryota; Metazoa; Annelida; Polychaeta; Dinophilidae.